Sphaerodactylus townsendi is the source of this 2990-nucleotide messenger RNA. It is a transcript of the gene PPM1M, whose product is annotated as protein phosphatase, Mg2+/Mn2+ dependent 1M. The transcript has 10 exons. Gene Ontology annotation, biological process: protein dephosphorylation. The record is from RefSeq and is a predicted model, not a curated record. NCBI's taxonomy places the organism in Eukaryota, Metazoa, Chordata, Lepidosauria, Squamata, Sphaerodactylidae. Gene Ontology annotation, molecular function: protein serine/threonine phosphatase activity. The coding region runs from base 88 to 1485 and encodes 465 amino acids.
UGCUAGUCUCUAAAGAGCCUGGGGCUGCUGUUGACAGACAGACAGGGAGGGAGGCCGGAUCGGGCCCUUCUCCUCUGACUUCAUUUCAUGUCUUCGGACUGGUUCAAAAGGCGGUUCUUGAGCAGCAGGAGGCAAGAGGCAGCCCAGGAGCCGCAAUGGCCCGGGCAGCAUCAGCUCCUCCCUCCGCUGCCUUACAGGCGGCCCAAGUUCCUGCGCGGGGUCUGUUGCAUCGAGGAGCGACCGUCUGGCAAGAGACCCGUCCGCUCUCCUUCCCGGGACCGGCCUCUGCAGUGGGACACCGGCUAUGCUGAAACUAUCAAUGCACAAAAAUCAGAAUUCAAUGAAGACCAAGCAACAUGCUGCCAGAUUUCCAUCAGGAAGAACAACUAUGGCAAAGGGGAGGAUCAGGAAUGGCUGAUUUUGUGCUCUACUGAGUAUCUGACUGGCUAUUAUUGGGCACUGUUUGAUGGUCAUGGUGGUCCAGAAGUGGCUAUUAUGGCUUCCAACUACCUGCACUAUUGUAUCAAGCAGAAACUAGAGGAAGUGGUGGGGGGCAUUACUGAAGAACAUCCCCCAAUGCACCUCAAUGGACAGCAUGUUUGCCAAAGCGACCCACAGUUUGUGGAAGAAAAGCAAAUUCGGCAGAAAGAUGUUGUUAUUGGAGCAUUGGAGCAAGCCUUCCAGGAAUGUGAUGAGGUCAUUGGUCAGGAAAUGGAAGCUGCCAGCCAGUCAGGAGGCUGCACAGCCCUAGCUGCACUUUAUCUUCAGGGAAAGCUUUAUGUGGCAAAUGCAAGUGACAGCAGGGCACUCCUUGUUAGAAAACACAACUUCAUUCCUUUAAGUACUGAAUUCACCCCUGAGACAGAGAGGCAAAGAAUCCAGCACCUGGCUUUGAUGUACCCAGAGCUAUUAGGUGAUGAAUUCACCCGAUUUGAGUUUCCAAGGAGACUGAAAGGAGAUGAUGUGGGUCAGAAAGUCUUGUACCGGGAUUACUCUAUGCAAGGCUGGGGAUACAAGACAAUAGAGAAAGAUGACCUUAAGUAUCCUCUCAUCCACGGACACGGAAAACAGGCUCGGUUGCUUGGCACUCUGGCUGUGUCACGAGGCUUGGGAGAUCAUCAGUUGAAAGUCAUUGAAACAGAUAUUGAAGUGAAGCCUUUCCUUUCCUGUAUUCCCAAGGUGGAAAUGUUUGAUUUGACUGAACAAAACAUUAAGGAAGACGAUGUCCUCAUUAUGGCAACUGAUGGACUUUGGGAUGUUCUGCCAAAUGAAGAUGUGGCCCAAAUGGUCAGGAGUUUUCUUGAAGACAACAAAACUGACCCAUACAGGUUUUCAGAACUGGCCAAGUGUUUGGUGUGGAAAGCAAGGGGAAGGAAAGAUGGAUACUACUGGAUUCUACCCAACAACACCUCUGCUUCCUAUGAUGAUAUUUCAGUAUUUGUAAUUCCACUGCUUAACAAGGAUAUUGUUUCUAAGCAAAAAUAACUCUGCUGCUUUUUGGACAUAAUACCCAUUGCUGAGAUGGCAUGGAUAGGUUCGCAACACUCUGAAAAAUGUAAACUGUCAGACAGUGAAGACAGCUAGAAAGGACCAUGGAUAGUCUCAGAUUCCACCACUUCUGAAAGUUUAAUCUUGUUUCAUCUCAUAAAGAGCUUUUCUAAUAGAAGGCUGGGCUGGAGAUAUCUGGUGUGAUUUUCCCACUGGUUGUUCUGUGACUGGACCUUAGCCAUUUUGGUGGAAUUGCCUAUCUGGAACACCAUGAAAAGGGUACUACUACUACUGAUGUUAUAUUUUAUUUAAAACUAGCAGUCAAGCCCAUUGCAGGGGAAAAGGAAAUGGGUUCUACUCAAAGGUGUGUGUGUGUGUGGGAAGUGACCAUUUCCCCCAACAACUGUCCUGACUGGCUCCCCACCCACCCCCUUCUCCCUCUGCCCCGCACAGCUUCUUACCUACCUGUUGAUGAUGCUCUGUUCAUAGGAGUCUGGUAAGUGGGGGAAGGUGGUAUAAGGGGGCAAUGAGGUUGUUUUGGGGAGGGGGAGGGUGGAAAGGGAAGGCCUCUUGCUCUCAUUUUCCAUUGCACCAGGGUGGUUUCUUGCAGUCUUUUGAGCACAAUGCUGAAACAUAAGCCAAUGGGCAUGCAGGACAGUCCUGAGCACCCAUUGGUUGAGGGUUUGUAAUCACAUCUUGGUUGUUGACAAAUUAUAUAGGUAAAGAUAUUUAUAACUUGCCUUUUCCUUAAACUCUUUUGCUUCCCAUUGGGACCUAAAGCAGCUUUAGAAUUCAUAAUUAAAUGAACUGAAUAUCUCAGAAAAAUAAAAUAAGCAAAAUAAAGUGGCCUUGCAACUUCUGCUGAAACGUACAACAGUGCUCUUUUCAUGUCUUCUGGGAAGGCAGAGUUAUUAAAGGCUAGGUAUCUACCGUAAGAGGAAGCAGAACUAGAGGACUGUAAUCAGUGCACAGAGACAUAUGGAGAGGAACCGUUCUUCAGCUAUGCAAGGCUCUGAACUUGAAAUUCUGUUAGAAGCCAAUAUAAUACUUUUAAAACAGGUGAGAUCUUUCCUGCUAACACUUAAUAACUAGACUACUGUAUUCUGGUCUAGUUGAAGCUUCUGGGCUGUUUUCAAUAGCAGUCCCACCAUGUGGUUACAAAAGCAUAAAAGGAACCUCCAUGUCCAGACACAGUAGACCCAAAUACUAGGGCUAGGCGGGCCUUCUUGUUGUGGCACCAAAAAUGUCAAACUCCUUCCACAGGAAUAUUUGUCUACAACCAGUUGUCAUCUUCUGUCAGCAGGUGAAGGUUUGUCCCCCUGCCCCAAAUCUGGGGUUUCUUCAGUGAUCCCUCCUUUCUGCCUUCUAUUUAAAUUGCUGGGAUCUAUUUUUAUGUGUAUUAUUCUUGGGUGUAAAUCAAAAUGUUUUAAAAUGUUUUACUUCUGUUAGCCAUCUUGGGUAGAAUAUGAAUUCUGUAAAUAAAUAACACAACUGAACUUUUA